AUGGAAGCUAAAGAUCUUCAAGAAAUAAACACAAUUGUUGAAGAAUAUGAAGAGAAUGAAAAUAUUCUCGACAAAAAGACAAGCGAAGCAUUGCGCUUGCAAAAUCCAGCGCAAAUUCUAACAAAUCUUUAUUUAUCUUCGGUUGAACCAGCAAAGGACUUGAUUCUUUUGAAACAACUACAAGUGAAUUAUGUCCUCAAUUUAACGGGUUACGAGUAUAACUCAGAUGAAUUGUGCUGCGCAACCAAUUAUCCACCUGAAAUUACGGCUAAACAUAUUAUAAUAGCUGAUGAAAUGGACGUCAAACUUUCUGAUUACUUGGACGAAGCACUAGACUUUAUUCAUCAUGCUAUUGGAAACAAUAACUCAAAUAAAAUUUUAAUUCAUUGUGAAGCAGGAAUCAGCCGUUCUCCCUCAAUAAUCAUUGCUUACUUGAUGCGAUAUCAUAAUCAAUCUCUCAAAGCUGCUUAUGACUACGUGAAAAAAUGCAAAAAUAAUGUAGGUCCAAAUACCGGUUUUUUCAAACAACUGAUUCAAUUUGAACAACAACUCAGUAGUAAUAAUAAUAUCAGUGACAACAAUAAUUUCAAACCAUCAAUUUGUUUGCACGAUUAUUUAGUACAACAAAUGUCAGAAGGUGCAGCUGCUGAUUUUACUCGUGAUCAAAUAUCAACAGCAUUGGAAAAAACGAAUGAUCAACCUAAUAUAGCUUUAAAUUUAUUAUUUUCGUCUAUGUAA
Molecule: messenger RNA, 738 nt
Organism: Rotaria sp. Silwood1
Lineage: Eukaryota; Metazoa; Rotifera; Eurotatoria; Philodinida; Philodinidae
Source: the annotation of a GenBank genome assembly